CUCCACAUCCCACAUUUCGACGCCCACAACGCGAUCGAAAGACGAUACGAUGAGCGCCUUUCAAAACGGCGGUGCUCCGGCACGAGCGAUUGACGACGAUUCCGAUGUUGAGGAGGAAGCCCUUGCCGCAGAUUACAUAGAACAAGUUCACUAUGAGGGGAUGGAAGAAUUGGAGCCCGUCACAUCGAUGAGCAUGGCACAACAGACGGAUGACAUUCAGUCAAGAUUAGCAGCUGCCGCACAGCCUCUGGACUUCUCGGCUCCUCUUGAGGUCAAGUUUGCCAGCUACGACAACUACUGCAGCUUGUUCCAUUUCAUCUUGAACUCAGACGGUCCUGUGGAUCUUGAACCUCCUUCGUACUACUGGGCUUGGGAUGUUAUAGAUGAAUUCAUCUACCAAUUCAACUCUUUCUGCUCGUAUCGAAACCGUGUCGCGCGUCAAGGGUCCAACCAAGAAGAAAUCCAAAUCCUCCGCGAAGCACCGAACACAUGGGGCUGCUAUAGCGUUCUCAACGUCCUGUACUCCCUCAUCCAACGUUCGCAGAUCAAUGAGCAACUGGCGGCGAUGAAGCGAAACGAGGAGCCUAUGGCAGUGGCUGGCGAUUAUGGAUCGAAGUCUCUCUACCGAAUGCUUGGAUAUUUCUCGAUCAUUGGUCUUUUGAGAGUUCACUGCCUUCUCGGAGACUUCAGUCUUGCGCUGAAAACUCUUGAUGAUAUUGAACUCAAUAAGAAAGCCAUGUUCGCCCGCGUUAUGGCCGCACACUUCACAACCUACUACUAUGUAGGCUUCUCCUACAUGAUGAUGCGCCGGUACGCAGAUGCCAUCCGCAUGUUCAGCCAUAUCCUUAUCUACGUUUCGCGGACGAAGAAUUUCCAGAAGAACGCCCAGUACGAUUCAAUCUCGAAAAAGAACGACCAGAUGUACGCUCUCAUUGCUAUCUGCGUGGCUUUCCACCCCACCAGACUCGACGAUACCAUUCACACUGCUCUACGAGAGAAGUACGGCGAUCAACUCUUGAAGUUGCAGCGCGGAGGGCCAGAAUCACUUCCCAUCUUUGAGGAGUUGUUCAGGUCUUCUUGCCCCAAGUUCAUCUCCCCAACUCCUCCUGAUUUCGACAACCCAGAGCUCAAUGUCGACCCUCUUGACCACCACCUGGCUAUCUUCAUGGACGAAGUCAAGACGAACAUGUGGAGUCCUACCGUCAAGUCGUACCUCCGACUCUAUACAACAAUGGAUCUGAAGAAGCUGGCAGGUUUCCUUGAGGUUGAGCCUGAGAAGUUGAGAGGUUGGUUACUGGUGAACAAGCAGAGAAGUAGACAAAUCCGAUGGACGGACAAUGGAUUGUUGGACGGAGAGGUGGUCAACUCUAAUGACCUUGAUUAUGCUAUGCAAGGAGACCUGAUCCAUAUCUCAGAAGCUAAGGUUGGCCGCAAAUUGGUGGACUGGUAUCUUCGGAACCUUGCCCGGACAUAUUGAAGGGUUUCUGCAUUUCAUGUUGGACUUGAUCGGAGGCUGCAUGGUUGGCGUUGGAAUGAAAAAGGGACCAAAAGCUCACGGUGUCAUUGAGACAUAAGGAGAGCUAGUGUAGAACGACCUUGAACAUGCGUAGAUAAAUUUUUUAAGACAGCAACUUGCAUCAUGAACGUCCUCCCGACCAAUGUCCC
Messenger RNA from Hyaloscypha bicolor E, 1665 nucleotides. RefSeq names its product eukaryotic translation initiation factor 3 subunit L. The record is from RefSeq and is a predicted model, not a curated record. The coding region runs from base 50 to 1477 and encodes 475 amino acids. Gene Ontology annotation, biological process: translational initiation. Lineage: Eukaryota; Fungi; Ascomycota; Leotiomycetes; Helotiales; Hyaloscyphaceae. Gene Ontology annotation, molecular function: translation initiation factor activity. The transcript has 3 exons. Gene Ontology annotation, cellular component: cytoplasm; eukaryotic translation initiation factor 3 complex.